AUGAAAAAUAUAAAUCACAGACAACAUUUCUGGGAAAGUACUUCUGUCAAUAAUAACAGUUACAACAAUCCUGAAAAUUUAAACACACUGCAAAAGGCAUCCAACCAGAAAGGACCCAGAAAAGGUAACACUCAUCACGUACUAAGCAAAAACAUAAAGGAUAACAAAAUUGGUAUUGCUGGAAUUACCACAGAGGUGAAUAGGGCGGGGAAAAAUCCAAUUUUAAACUGCAGAACUGUUACAGGUGAAAAGUUCAGUGGAGAAAAAAAAAAGAAUAACCAAAAGGUGAAAAACGAAACGUUCAAUUGGAGAAUCACUACUGACACAAGAAGAAACAACGCCAAAAGUGAUACACUUGUUCCACAUAAGAAAUAUGGAGAACGGAAAAAAUUAUUGGAGAAAAGGGAAUGCCAUCUGAAUAGGGAGUCAACAAAAUUUCAAGAAAAAACAGACAUUGAAAAUGACGCUAGCUGUUUCUCCAAUUUGAUCACUUUUGAUGAUCAGCCAACCGUCAGUGAGAAAAUUCCCAUCAAAAACAAUCCCCAGCAUGGCACACACAGGGAUGUACUCAGGAAGGAUUUCCUGGAAAAUUCGUUAAAGAAUAUUCAUUUCGAUAUUCACUUGGAUCUUCACGCGGGAAUUCGAGGAAUCCACACGGAGACUGUUCCUGAGGGGCGUGCUUCCUGUAAUGGCAUCAGGGAUAGCACCAAAGAUGACAACAGGAAAACCAAACAUGGUCCAAGUGGAAAUACAAGGGAUGGGGAGAACCCCCCCCAUGACAAUAAUACCGGGAAUAUGAAUUUCGAAAAAUUGAACAAGGAAGAAAAUGCCGAAAAGGAACUACUACUGGAGCAUAUAAAGAGGCUGGAGUAUCAAAACAAUAUAUUCCUCAACAAUCUGUUAAAUGUGUACUAUGUCUGUAUGGACUACAUCAAAAUGCAGGACGAGAAAAUAAAAAAAAAUGAAGAAAUCAUCCUUUUCCAGAAUAAAAUUAUAAAUGAUUUAAAGGCAAAUGAACACUUUGAGGACACCACAGGUAUGAGUAAUGACAUAACUAUUAACUGUAAAAAUGAUGACUCAGACUUGUGA
This is a messenger RNA of Plasmodium knowlesi strain H, 1089 nucleotides long. Its product is annotated as conserved Plasmodium protein, unknown function. NCBI's taxonomy places the organism in Eukaryota, Apicomplexa, Aconoidasida, Haemosporida, Plasmodiidae. The record is from RefSeq and is a predicted model, not a curated record. The transcript has a single exon. The coding region runs from base 1 to 1089 and encodes 362 amino acids.